Anthostomella pinea is the source of this 378-nucleotide messenger RNA. Lineage: Eukaryota; Fungi; Ascomycota; Sordariomycetes; Xylariales; Xylariaceae. The record is from the annotation of a GenBank genome assembly.
AUGGAAGCCAUCAGCAAGGCUCUCGGCAUGAAAAUCCUCAUUGCCGAAUGCAAAUCCGUCCCGGACAGUGACGUGAGAGCUGGGGGAACGGCCUUCGACGAGGUGCUCAAAACCUGCAACGAGCUGAUGAUUGGGUGUCCACUGGACGACGGGACGAGAGACAUGAUCACGAAAGUCGAGCUGAGACAGAUGCGGACGGACAGCAUGGCCGUCAACCUCGCUUGGGGAGGCGUCAUGGACGAGGCAUCGCUCGUGAAGGCCCUCGAUGAAGGCUGGAUUGCGUGUGUUUUCGACGACAGACAUGCCAGUCUGGAGACUCUACAGACGCUCGUGAAGACAACGCUGGAAAGUUACGUCGUUGGCAAGCCGCAAACUUAG